Messenger RNA from Perca fluviatilis (European perch), 769 nucleotides. Its product is annotated as GTPase IMAP family member 2-like. Bases 17 to 769 code for a protein of 250 amino acids. Gene Ontology annotation, molecular function: GTP binding. The record is from RefSeq and is a predicted model, not a curated record. The transcript has 3 exons. Lineage: Eukaryota; Metazoa; Chordata; Actinopteri; Perciformes; Percidae.
AGACAAGACUUCAAAGAUGAGCUGCUUUUCCAAGAAAGAAGCUGACAUUCUGCUGCCUGCAGAUGAAAAACCAGAGCUGAGGAUCGUCCUGCUUGGGAUGGUUGGAGUUGGGAAGAGUUUUUCAGGAAACAAAAUCCUGGACAAGGACCUAUUCCACUCAAAGCCUGGUCUAUCUGCUGUCACAGAGAAGUGCCAGAAGGAAAUGGGGAAUAUUAACAACCAAAAUGUGGUUGUUGUUGAUACUCCUGGUCUGUUAAGCAUUGACAAAACAGAAGCGGAGAUUGUGAGAGAGAUCAAGACAUCCAUCAAACUUGCAAAACCUGGUCCUCAUGUGUUCCUGAUUGUGCUGAGUGUGAGAGAUAAAUACACAAAGAAAGAAGAAGACAUGGUGAAAAGCAUUUGCGAUACUUUUGGCAAAAACACAAUGGAUUACACUAUGGUGUUGUUCACCCAUGGAGAAGUUCUACAAGGUACCAAGAUAGAGGACUUUUAUCCUCAAGAUCCAAAUCUCCACGAGCUAAUCAAAAAGUGCUAUUAUGGAUACCAUCUUCUUGACAAUCGUCCCGAACAGGUCCCUGAGCUACUGAAGAAGAUCAACGAUAAGGUUCAGACAGCAGAAGGAAGAUACUACACUUGUGAGAUGAUCCAAGAGGCUGAAACUGCCUUACAACAACAGAAAACAUCAAGCAGCAAUGAGGGGGCCAAGCAGUACACUAGCAGGAAUGGCGUUGCCUUGGGGGGGGCCCCCCCUGUGACAACUGAAAGAUAA